CAUUCGACGUGUUAAAAAUACCGAUCGUUCAAUAGGUUCAUUGUCGGACGUUAAGGGUUCUCCAGUACUUGCAAUGAGGUAAUUAGCGGAAUAAAGGCGCGUUUUGCGGAUUCGCGACGGCCAGUGUUAAGAUCGUGGCUCGCCCCGCGUAUUACCGUAUCCUCGGCGUAUCGGCCGUCAGUCGCGUACGGCUCGUCGCACCGUGAACGUCGUGUGCCAGGAGGUGGUGUGUAACGUACAUACGUGUGCGCGCGCGCGCGUGCCUAUCCGCGUCCGCUCAUCCCGUGCCCAGAGACACCAGAAUUUCGAGGAUCGUUUCCCCCUUUUAUUGUGGAACAGUGCGAGUAACAAACACGACAGUGUGUCUCCGUGCCAUUGUGAAAUCGAACGACAGAUGCCAUGGAUUCCUGGAUGUACGAUGUGGUUUGCAUGAUGUCCGGCACCGGUACCGAAACCAUGGUCGGGAACAACCGGACGAUGGCGAACAUCAAGCAAGAAAUCGAGAAUCCCACCACGCCCACGCAGAACUAUCAAGUCUGUUCACCGACCACCACUCUUCAGCAUCAAGAGGUAAUCUGUAGCAAGAUGGAGGUUUCGAACGAUUACGGCGGCGGCGGGGGUAGUCCAGGAAGUCCGGAAAUGCAUCAUUGUUCGUCCACGACACAACCCUUAGGAACACCCGAGGAAGGCGUCAAGGAGGAGGACAUGAUACCCAGAAGGCUUUGCCUGGUCUGCGGGGACGUGGCGAGUGGGUUUCAUUAUGGAGUCGCGUCCUGCGAAGCGUGCAAGGCCUUUUUUAAAAGAACCAUACAAGCGAGUAAUUUCACAGGUAAUAUCGAGUAUACGUGUCCGGCGAACGGCGAGUGUGAAAUAAACAAGCGCAGACGGAAAGCGUGUCAGGCGUGCAGGUUUCAGAAGUGCCUUCGACAGGGCAUGCUGAAGGAAGGCGUUCGACUGGAUCGAGUCCGCGGAGGCAGGCAAAAGUACAGAAGGUCUACUGAUCCCUACACGCCUAUCAAGACGGCCCCGUUGGAAGCAAACGUAGGGACAGGAGCUUCUAACGAAAUAAUAAAUAAUAAAAUGCUGGAAGCACUGGCCGCUUGUGAACCUGAUAUGCUGCAAGUCUCUAAUCUCUCCCACACCCUCGAUACGGAUCAGAGAAUCCUUGGACAGCUGUCGGAUCUGUAUGAUCGAGAAUUGGUUGGAAUCAUUGGUUGGGCGAAGCAGAUCCCAGGAUUCAGUACGUUGGCUCUGAAUGAUCAGAUGCGAUUGUUGCAAAGCACGUGGGCUGAAAUCUUGACCUUUAGCCUUGCGUGGAGGAGUAUACCAAACAACGGUAGAUUAAGGUUUGCCCAAGAUUUCACUCUUGACGAACGACUUGCGCGCGAGUGCCACUGUACGGAGCUGUAUACGCACUGCAUACAAAUCGUGGAGAGGCUUCAGCGAUUGGGGUUAACUAGGGAAGAGUAUUUCAUGUUGAAAGCCUUGAUACUGGCUAACAGUGAUGCUAGGUCUGACGAGCCAUUGGCGCUCUACCGUUUCCGGGACACUAUACUGAACUCCCUCUCGGAUUGCGUGGCGGCACUAAGACCGGGCCAGGCGCUCCGUGCUACACAAAACAUGUUCCUAGUGUUGCCCAGUCUCAGGCAGGUCGACGGUAUUGUUCGGAGAUUCUGGUCGAGUGUCUAUCGAACGGGGAAGGUACCGAUGAACAAGCUGUUCGUAGAAAUGUUAGAGGCCGCUUAUUACCGAUGAAACGUCGAUCCGAACUCGAUUCAAACAAAACAAAAUAUUCACGUUAAAAGGACUCUAUAGAAGCGAUGACCGUUCAGCGAUGAACGAUCAGCGUACCACUUACGACACUCUGGCAGUGAGUAUAUAGAGUACGUUCUGUCGCGUCACUAGCAGUGUCAGCGGCAGUCAGUGAGUGAUAGUGAGAAAGCGAAAGAAGGAGAAAAGGGAGACUGUGUGCGGUUUUAUUCGUUUUUGUCGUUAAGAGAAAGACUCACGGACGAAACAAAACAAAACAAAACAAAGGAUAUAUAUAAAGAAAAAAAAAA
This is a messenger RNA of Nomia melanderi (Alkali bee), 2060 nucleotides long. RefSeq names its product estrogen-related receptor (gene Err). NCBI's taxonomy places the organism in Eukaryota, Metazoa, Arthropoda, Insecta, Hymenoptera, Halictidae. Gene Ontology annotation, cellular component: nucleus. Gene Ontology annotation, molecular function: steroid binding; zinc ion binding; sequence-specific DNA binding. The record is from RefSeq and is a predicted model, not a curated record. Gene Ontology annotation, biological process: regulation of DNA-templated transcription.